AUCGUCCCGGCUCUGGGGGAUGCGGGGGGCCGGGGUGGGCGCCGUCCCCGCCUUGUCUCCUCCUCCCCGGCUGCCGCCGGCAGCGGGGCCGCACCCCCCAGGGCACCCGGUGCUGCCGGGGAUACCCACGGCCAGGGCCCCAUCCGGGGCCGCCGAGGCCGUCCUGUGGGCGGGGGGGCGGAGCGGCCGGUCGUCCCGUCCCCCCGUCGUCGUCCCCCCCCCCCCGCCCCUCCCGAUGUCACUGGAAGCACAAGACCGUCCCGCCCCGGUACCGGCGGGGCAGAGCCGAGCCAUGGCCGGGCGCGGGCGGACGCUGCUUGGGGCGCUGCGGGCGACGGCGGACGGCGGGGCCGCCUCCCGGUGUCUCGGCAUCCCCCGUUCCCCGCCGGUGCAGCCAGCGCGGCCGUUCCUGAUCCCAGCGGGCACCGGCCCCAGUGGGCACCGGGAGCGGCGGGUACUGGGGUACUCGGCAGAGCAGAUGUACGAGCUGGUGGCCAACGUCGGGGAGUACCGGCUCUUCGUGCCCUGGUGCAGCCGGUCGGCCGUGCUCUCCCGCCACGGGCAGGUGUUGCGGGCAGAGCUCGAGGUCGGCUUUCCACCGCUCCUGGAGCGCUACGUCUCCGAGGUCUUCCUGGGCUCCCGGUGGAUCCGGGCCGUCAGCCGGGACUGCUGCCUCUUCAGGCACCUGGAGACCCUGUGGCAGUUUGGGCCAGGGCUGCCCGGACGGACAGACACCUGCUUGCUGGACUUCUCGGUCUCCUUCGAGUUCAGGUCGGCGCUGCACUCCCGGCUGGCCAGCCUGUUUCUGGACGAGGUGGUGAAGCAGAUGGUGUCAGCCUUCGAGGGCCGGGCACAGGCACUGUUCGGGCCACAGGCAGCUGCCCGUCCCUGCCCGCGCCAACGGGCAGCGCACCGGGCCUGAGGACCCCGGCCGUGGCGGGCGACGCUCCUCGACCCCGGUGUCAGCUGGACUCCGCCGUCAGCCCCGCUCGGGGCCUCACCCUAUUUAUGUCUAUUUAACCCACUCAAAAGAUAAUUUAUUUUUCCAA
Molecule: messenger RNA, 1049 nt
Organism: Phalacrocorax carbo (great cormorant)
Lineage: Eukaryota; Metazoa; Chordata; Aves; Suliformes; Phalacrocoracidae
Source: RefSeq, a predicted model, not a curated record